This is a messenger RNA of Naegleria gruberi, 1764 nucleotides long. RefSeq lists its product as uncharacterized. Lineage: Eukaryota; Heterolobosea; Eutetramitea; Acrasida; Naegleriidae. Gene Ontology annotation, molecular function: transmembrane transporter activity. The record is from RefSeq and is a predicted model, not a curated record. Gene Ontology annotation, cellular component: membrane. The transcript has a single exon. The coding region runs from base 1 to 1764 and encodes 587 amino acids.
AUGAAUUAUGAAGAAGCAGAAGAAUUGGAUGAGGAAAUUUACUAUACGAGUAGUAAUGUUAAUUUAUUAGAGGAAGAGGAGGUGGAUAAUGGAGAGUUGGAGAAUGAUCAUUUACCUCACUCUUUUUCAUCGAGUUUCCCAUUUCAUUCGAGUAACGACGGUUAUAAUAUUAAUAGUAAUAAUAAUGGUAGUACUAUUGGUAUUAGUAUUGGUAUUAAUAAUGAUGAAGGAAAUAGUCAAAUAAUUUCACCUUCUUCACCGUCGGGUUUUGCUCAUCAUGAUUUGUUAGCCUCUAUACAUUCUGGCCCGACAAUCGAUUCAAUGAGUAUUGAUGAAGAACAAGAUAAUAUAAUGGAUAAUAAUAAUAUUGAAAAUGGUGUUGUUGGAGGGAACAAUAAGAAACCAACUUCAAUUCCAUUAAGAAUUUGGAAUUUCCUAACUGGUAAUGUUAUUGCACACUUGAUGAUUUGGACCAAUUUGACAUUAUUUUCUGGAUUUCUCAUUCUCUCGCCCUAUGGCUUGAAGAUUUAUAAUCCAAUUAUAUUUUCCUUCUUUAGAGGAGUUGUUUUGGUUAUUUCACUCUUUCCAAUCAUGUUAUUUGUGGAUAGAAAAUUCAAAUUUAAAUCAGAAACUAAACUUAUUAAUCGAGCAUUUGCAUUUAGGAAAAAGUAUCCAUCUAUUUAUGGAAGCAAAUAUUGGAGAUGGAUUUAUUCUAUAUUCUAUAAUGAUAAGGCAGUGAUACCUUCGUUUGUUUUGGCCAGAUUGCCAAGUUUCAAACAAUCAAAACAAUUGGCUUGGUGUGGAGCUUUGGCAGUUGUGAAUCAAUUAUUGUUUGUUGCUGGAUUGAAUUUAACUUCCAGUACAGUUACUGGUGUGGUGCAACCUCUUGUGGCAAUUAUGGUCUGUGUCAUUUCCAUGAUGCUUGGAAGAGAAUCAAAAUCGUACGUAAAAUUCUUUGGCUCUUUAAUUGCUGUGGUUGGUGCCAUUUCAAUGCUUGUGGCUUCAGCACUUACAAAAGAUGCAGUCAAUCAAAGGGCAAUGGAACCAGAUACCUUUGAAAAUUUAUCACCUUUUGAAAGAUUGCCAGAAUAUUUUGCCUUAUUGGCACCAGUUACACCCUCAAAUGUUGCCUUCAUGUUUGGUUUAAUUUGCCUCUUGGGAAAUACUAUGAGCUAUUCACUCUACUUGGUAACUCAAAAAACCUUACUAGAUAAGGGAGUUCCUCCUUUGACUGUCACAUUUUGGUCAUUCUUCUUUGGCUUGGCAGUUUCCUUUAUUUCCUCACUCUACUUUUUCCCUAACUUUAAUUAUAGACGAGUUGAUUUACGGUCAAUUCUUAGUAUCCUUUAUGCUGCGAUUCCUUAUGGAGCUGUUCAAUUUUCUUUGAGUGCAAUUGCUUCCAAAAUGCUUACACCAACCAUUGUUGGUGUUUAUUCAACUAUUUCUCCUCUUGUCGCAAUAAUAACUGGUGUUUUUGCGUUUGGAGAAUCACCUUCACCUUGGAUUUUAAUUGGAGCUGGUUUAAUUUUGGUUGGAGUAUUUGUUGUAAUUGGGCACAGAUAUGCAGAAACAAGAUCCAAAAACAAAUCAACAACAUCUAAUAAUCAAAAUGAACAAUUGGAUAAUGGUAAUGAAAUAGAAGAUAAAUCCAUUUCAUCAACAGCAUUCUCUAGUGCAGUCAAUUUAGAUAUCACCCCAUCAGAUAGUUUCCAAGAGGUGGAAGAUUCCUAUGAGGAAGAAACUCCAAAUUUCAAAUCACUUUAA